Penicillium brasilianum is the source of this 3617-nucleotide messenger RNA. Lineage: Eukaryota; Fungi; Ascomycota; Eurotiomycetes; Eurotiales; Aspergillaceae. The record is from the annotation of a GenBank genome assembly.
GUUGCGUACAAAGCAGUCAUGGAGCCAUACCUGGCACUUCCCUCCUCCGAAAGCUGAAAGUCGGACUCAUCGUCAUCUAAGAUGUCUGCAUAGUCCUGCUGAAUAGAUGCUAGGCUACCAUCAGACAGAUCCCCAGCUUCAUGAACAGGGUGCUGGGGCGAGUUCUGGGCGAAGAGAUCCUGAUAUAAGCGCGGGUCUAUCACCGGAUCGGCAGGAUUGCCCUGAGCGGCAAGAGCAUCAUUCUCCCGCCAAGGAUACUGAACGGACUCGUCGAUGUCCGGGUACGACGUAUACGGCUCUUCUGAAGGAGAAGCAUAGUCCAUGGGAUGAUCCGAGUCAGCCAUGGCGAUAUCGCUACAACGGUCCGGUGGACCAUCCAAGCAGAGUUUUUGAAACGUGAUACAGAAGAAAUAAUUCUUCUGUGAGCUGUAAGUGAGUGACAGCGACUGUACUGAUGCCUUCUUUUGGCACGUCACCCGAAUGUCACUGAUAGACAACGUGCGUGAAGAACCAGCGCGCUGGGACCGGGCCCAGACCGUAUAGUCAAGGCGCGGCACCGAGUCUCUCUCCAGGCGUUUCAGGUGCAGCGGCCCUGCUUAUUCAUAGUAACAGCUCCACCAGGAGCGAUGCAAUGGAUGAAUCAGAAAAGAAAGCGCCGGUUUGGGCAGACUUAGGUCAAAAGAUUAUCAGACAACGUUGAUAAUCAAGGAAUGUCAAAGUUGACGCUUCCUCAUUCCCUCAUUCCCGGAGUUUGCGUUGCAGAACCCCGUGACCCUGAAACAGAAAAGCCUCUUCGGCGGCCGCACUUCCUCCUCCGUCCUUUUUCCACCAUCCCCAACUUUCAUCUCUCUCUCUCUCUCUCUCUCUCUCUCUCUCUCUCCGUCUCUCUCCUCCCUCCUCCCUCCCCCUGUUUUUUUUUUUACUUUCUUUUGGGUACGAGGCCUGGCUUGUUGUGUUUGACACACUAUUGCCUCCUGGUCCCUGACUUUCCUUCGUUCGAAUCCACCCCCCGCCUAAUAUUCCGGAGCCUUGGUGUCUGGUUUUCCACCCCCCAAUCCACAACGCUUUCAAAACUCCCCAAAGGUGCAGCCCACUGGCCUGGUCUGUGCCCGCCCAACUGUGGUCGCCUAGUUUCGAGGAAUAGGCUUCACAAUUCUUUUUGACAUCGACUCUGAAUCUUCACAUCUGGGUCCAUCAGGAUCUUUGAUUCUUAUUUUGUUACGCAAACUCAGCAGGUGCUGCAGGUGUUUUGCAGUAAUCUUUUCCAACCCAGCCUCCACUGUAUUUACUAUUCGCCUUUGCAACUUCCCCCGUCGUCCCACCCUCCCGGUGAGCCAUGGCCAACCAUAUGAUCGGCAACCGCAAUAGCACCCCGGAGGCCGCUCCGAAUUCUACCCUGCGUCCCCCCUCAUCUGCUCGCAACCUCGGAUCGCACCAGCUGCGGGCAUCCGCUGAUAUGUCUGGGUUUCCCUCGCCGCUGUCCUCCCGCAGCAUGCGCCCGUCCUCCGAAGUUUUCUUCAACCAGCAAUCUCAAGGUCAGAAUUCAACGGAGGAUGCUUUGGACCGGGCCGCUCAGCAGUGGUUGGCGGAUAUCGAUCAGUAUGAGACAACCUUGGAAGAGAUGGCCGCUGCCACUCUCGACCAAGACUUCAAGGAUGAGCUCAGCGCUAUCGAGCAGUGGUUUCGUGUUCUGAGCGAGGCGGAGCGGACGGCAGCCCUGUAUGCCUUGUUGCAACAGACUACCCAGGUGCAGAUUCGAUUCUUCAUCCAGGUACUGCAGCAAAUGUCCCAGAGCCACCCUAUGUCCGGGCUGCUUUCUCCGGCCAACUUUGGUGAAAAAGAUCCUAUGUCUAGCCGCUUGAGCGAUGCGAUGUCAAAACUCAAUAUGGACACCUCCCGUAAUUCUUUGGGCCGGCCCCCGCCUUCCCCGGGUGCGAAGCGCAACUCGGGUCUCGACUCCUCUACUAUUAAUGCCAUGUUCCCGGAUGCCGCGGCUGCUAUCGCAAAGAAGAAGGCAGAGUUCACCCAGCAGACGGGCAAUGCUCCUCCAUCAAACCGGAACAGUGCGGUCUUCGGUGACCGCACCUCGUUCGUUGCACCAACCAUCUCCGCCCCCGACAACGGCUCGGACAACCUAGGUCAGCCUCCAGCUUCGCCAUGGGGCCAGCGUGGUGGUCUCUCGGAUGCUCAGCCCCCAAUUGCCCGACCAAAGUCUUCUUCUGGACAUCAGCCCAUGGGUCAAUUCAGCCAGUCUGGCAUGCGUUCUCCUCUGCCUCAGACUGCCACGAUUCCCGCGCCCGAAAUCGAGCCCCCAUUGCUCUCGCCAUACAAUGUUGGGAAUCACAGCUGGGCAUCUAUGACCAACACUCCAAUGACCGCAACCUUUGGGCAGCAGACCAAUGGGCCAAACUCCCAGGCUGACAUGGUGGCAAAUGCCACUGCCAUGAAGCUGGCUGCGUUGUCUACCGUAAACAACCGCAUUGCGCUGGAUGAUGCUCGGAAGUACCGCCGGGCCCGCUCUAACGACGGCCAGGGCAAAAACUCGAUUACCAACCCAACCAUCGCCCAGGGCUUGCACAGCCCCGGUUUGCAUGGCUCAAUGGCCAGCCAGCUACUCAACGCUCAGCAAUUGGCGGCGUUGCAGGCUCAGCAGCAAGCCGCUAUGGCAGGACGACGAUCUCGCCCGACCUCUCCCGGCAUUGCCAUGCAGGGCGGUGGUCUCGGUGCGAUGAGCUUCACCUCGCCUCAGAACAAUGGUUUCCUUGCUGCUUACGACCCGAACAACCCGCUUAUGGGCAACGGACUGGGCUCGCUGGGCAUUGGUCAGUUCGGCCUGGGUGGUGAGGGCUACCUGUCUGACCAUUCGGAGGUCACCCGUGGACGGUCGCCGCGUGGUCGUCGUGGUAGCUCAAAGCCGCCAGAGGACCCCACGGACCCAGCUCUUCUGGGGGACAUCCCCAGCUGGCUGCGAUCCCUUCGGCUGCACAAGUAUACCGACAACCUGAAGGAUCUCAAAUGGACGGAGUUGGUCGAGCUCGACGACAAGGCCCUGGAGGACCGUGGUGUCAACGCACUGGGUGCGAGGAACAAGAUGCUCAAGGUCUUCGACCAGGUCCGAGAGGCCCGUGCAGACGGCAAGCUCGAAAGUCUCUCGUAAAUGUGAUUCUGAUUUUGAUUCGGAGUAUGGCAUGGAGCUUGGCUUAGGAAUUUUCUUUUGUCUGGCUCCAAUCUCUUUGCCCAGCGAUAUCAUAUGAUUGGCAUUCGCGUUCCCAUCAUAUGUGGAUGGUUUUUUUUUCUCUUUUCUUUUGGUUUCCUGUCCCCUGUUCUUCUUCUCUUCUCUCUUCUUUCUUUUUUUGCUUCAUUCGUUCUGUGAUCUUUUGUUCACCUUAAUACGAUGGAUGUGGGAUUCGGCAUGUAUCAAACGCAGUGAUGUCUUCAAGUAACGGCUUCAUGAGGAGGGAACACUUCGGGCUACUGAACAUUGAAAAUGGCUGGGCUAAUCGUAGAUAUGAACAUGAUUUUAUUUUUGUGGUUUCCUCGGGCAUGAGAUUGGUUGUGUAUAUGUCCUUCCCAUUAAUGAUGGCCUGGAGAUGGCAGUGAUGUUAGUUGUUCGGCGU